UAAAAAUAUGCGAGCUCUUUUUGAUGUCAUAGAAAAAAAGAAGAAGGAAGUUCAAGCAUUAAAAAAGGAUGGGCAAAAAUGGACGAGGAAGGCGGAUGAACUUGCAGAAGAACGCAAAAAAGCCGAAGAAGAUAUUGAACGCAACUUACAAAUAAAAAAGGUGAAAACAAACGAUCAAGUAAAGAAAAUUAGCUCUUUUUAUUCUGUAAAUGAAGAUGCAGAGGCAAAAAAACAUAAGGCAUAUAUAACCAACCUGUUUAAAGGUAUACCUGAUUCGGAAAUCAUCAAUCAAUUAAGGCGGCAUAAAGAACCGGCCACGAUUUUUGCAGAAACGCGUGAAGAUAGAAUUGAAAGGUUGUACCAAGCACAAGAAAAGGAAAACAUAGCGAAAAAUCAGCAAAACAUUUUUGUUGAAGCUAUUAUAGGAAGAAAAAACACUUCGCCAACGCAAUAUGACCUAUCAGAAUUUGAUGAUACACUCAAAGCAUGUAACAAUUUGCCGGAAACGACGAAAGAAUACAGAAUUGCAAGUUGGGUGUCAACUACGCUAAAUAAGUGGGAACAACAUAUUCUUUCACAAAGAGAAGAGUUUCUACAAGAAGGAAAUGUAGCAGAAGCAAGACGUAGAGAUGCAAUGCUUGCUCAAACCAAAAAGGAUCUUCAGCCUUUAAUCAAUAUGUUAAAAUCGCAAACCCUGGAGGAAGAAAUACUAGAAAAGAUGUAUAACGUGGUUAUAUGUUGUGAAAAAAAGGACUACCAAGCUGCCCAUGAGGCUUAUAUGCUCUUAGCUAUAGGAAAUGCAGCGUGGCCCAUGGGUGUCACCAUGGUUGGUAUACAUGAAAGAGCUGGACGUUCAAAAAUAUUUACAUCCGAAGUCGCUCACAUUCUUAACGAUGAAAAAACCCGCAAAUAUAUUCAAAUGAUCAAAAGAUUACUAUCUUUUGCACAAAACCAAUAGGAUUUCUG
Molecule: messenger RNA, 966 nt
Organism: Babesia bovis T2Bo
Lineage: Eukaryota; Apicomplexa; Aconoidasida; Piroplasmida; Babesiidae
Product: pre-mRNA splicing factor 18 family protein
Exons: 8
Coding region: 8-958 (316 amino acids)
Biological process (GO): generation of catalytic spliceosome for second transesterification step; RNA splicing
Cellular component (GO): U4/U6 x U5 tri-snRNP complex; U2-type post-spliceosomal complex; U5 snRNP
Source: RefSeq, a predicted model, not a curated record